AUGUCCCUUCCCGCCGCUCGACUCCAUGAUCUCACCCUUGUCUCCCUUCUCUCCUCUCUUCCUCCCUUUCUCACCCUUCUCUCCCUUGUCUCCCUUCCUCGCCCUUCACUCCCUUCACUCCCUUCACUCCCUUCUCUCCCUGCCCUCCCUUCCCUCCCUUCUCUCCCUUCCCUCCCUUCUCUCCCUUCUCUCCCUUCUCUCCCUUCUCUCCCUUCUCUCCCUGCCCUUCCUUCCCUCCCUUCUCUCCCUGCCCUCCCUUCCCUCCUCUCCCUGCCCUCCCUUCCCUCCCUUCUCUCCGUGCCCCCUUCCCUUCCCUCCCUUCUCUCCCUCCCCGCCCUUCUCUCCCUACCCUCCCUUCUCUCCCUACCCUCCCUUCUCUCCCUUCCCCCCCUACUCUCCCUGAGCCCCCUUCUCUCCCUUUCCGCCCUUCUCUCCCUUCCCUCCCUUCUCUCCCUUCCCUCCCUUCUCUCCCUUCCCUCCCCUCUCCCCUUCUCUCCCUUCUCUCCCUUCUCUCCCUUCUCUCCCUUCUCUCCCUUCUCUCCCUUCUGUCGCUUCCCUCCCUUCCCGCUCUUCUCACCACCUCUUUGA
Closterium sp. Yama58-4 is the source of this 588-nucleotide messenger RNA. The record is from the annotation of a GenBank genome assembly. Lineage: Eukaryota; Viridiplantae; Streptophyta; Zygnematophyceae; Desmidiales; Closteriaceae.